Messenger RNA from Apiotrichum porosum, 1005 nucleotides. RefSeq lists its product as uncharacterized. NCBI's taxonomy places the organism in Eukaryota, Fungi, Basidiomycota, Tremellomycetes, Trichosporonales, Trichosporonaceae. The transcript has 2 exons. The record is from RefSeq and is a predicted model, not a curated record. The coding region runs from base 1 to 1005 and encodes 334 amino acids. Gene Ontology annotation, molecular function: oxidoreductase activity.
AUGUCCCAACCAGCAUCAAUGUCCGACGCUAUGAACGCCAUCGUGAUCACCAAGUUUGGUGGCCCCGAGGUCCUCGAGUUCCAGACCGUCGCCAAGCCAGUCCCCACAGUCGGUGAAGUGACCAUCCAAGUCAAGGCUUUCGGCCUCAACCACGCUGAACACCACAUGCGCGCGGGCGAAUGGGACGUCUACAACCGCAUCAGCGGUCUCGAGGCUGUCGGGAUCGUCACGGCAUGCCCUGGGGGCGAGUUGAACGUCGGCGACAAGGUCAUUGCCGCCAUGGGCGGCAUGGGACGCGAGCGUCCAGGCAGCUAUGGCGAGUAUGUCAACGUACCGGCGUCGAACGUGGCGGCCGUCAAGACCGACCUCCCUUGGGAAGUGCUCGCGGCCUUGCCAGAGGUAUACCUCGUCGCUUGGACGUGUCUGUUCACCAUCCUUGAUUUGAAGAAAGGCGAGCGUCUCCUCCUCCGCGGCGCAACUAGCACCCUGGGUGAUGCAGCGCUCAAGCUGGCCGCUUCGGCCGGUGCCAUAGUGACCGCUACGACACGCACGGCCAACCGCUUUGCCCAACUGUGCACCGCUGGAGCCACCCACACCCUCCUCGAGCACCCCAACCUCGCCUCCGAGUUACCCUCACACUGCACGUUUGACAAGACGCUCAACCUCAUUGGCAACUCGGUCCUUGUCGAGUCCAUCGCCCUCACCCGCCCGCACGGUCGCAUGCUCCAAGCCGGCUGGCUGGGCGGUCUCACUCCCCUGGUCGGCUUCAACCCCAUGCUUGAGAUGGCGAGUGGAGUCCAUUUCUCGCUCUUCCACAGCAAGACUCUGGGCGGUCCCGCGUUCCCGCUCAAGGAUAUCCCCGUACAGGCGAUUGUGGAUCUUGUGGAGAGCGGCCAGAUUGACGCGUCUCCCAAAAGGGUCUUUCGUUAUAGAGAUAUUGUGGCCGCGCACCAGAUGCUGGACUCGGGUGUCGGUGGCAAGCUUGUAGUCACUCAUGAAAUGUGA